Messenger RNA from Chara braunii, 5362 nucleotides. Lineage: Eukaryota; Viridiplantae; Streptophyta; Charophyceae; Charales; Characeae. The record is from the annotation of a GenBank genome assembly.
CGGGCGUCUAGGGAACACCGGACCCCUUUUCAGAUGUGGUCGGGGGUCGGGCGUUCUGGGAGCAAAUGACCCCCUUUCAUAAAUGCCCCGAGGGGGGCGGGCGUUCUGGGAACGCCGGACCCCCUUUCAUAAAUGACGCUCAACCUGCUGCUUCGUCCUCUCGGGCAUAUGGCAGAUCAAAAAUCUACAACAACAAACCAUGGGCUCUGGAUUGGGUUGGUGGUCUGCAUAGGCCUGGGUGUGGGGUCGUCAUCUUCUUGAGCGACGACAAUGGUGCGACGUGGUUAUGCUGUGGGGGUGUUGAGAAAUCUGAGAGCGCCAGGAAUACCUACGACGAGAGGACGUUCAGGACCUUCUUUCUUACAUCAGUUUUCGACAAGGAUGGGACAAAUUGGGUCAAGGAACACAAGAAGGUCGGCCUUGACUUGCGGCUCUUUCAAGGCUACGGCGUCAAGGCGUUCUCCAUGAAAGCGUUUGACGUGCGCGGGGACGGCACCGAGCUUCGCAUGCUGACUGCGAAACAGUUCCUCAGUAGAACAAACAGCUACCUCGUCACUGGCUGCCUUCCUGUCGUUGAAAGUUCCUUGGAACUCACCAAACCCUUGGUGAAAUUCAGCAGCCCGGCGGACCAACUGCCAGGCGUUGUUAAGGAGUAUAGGGAAGCCUUCUCGAGGCUGCCUCUGGACCAACAAGCCGACUGCGCUUUCGUGCCCUUUGCCACGAGCUCGAGGAAAUCGCGACAGACGCCAUCCGCGCCGGUUGGGAAGAGGAAACAGUUGGCUGCUUGUCCAGCUCCGCCUUUGCUAGCCGCGUCACCCUCGCCCUUGCCCACGGUGAGGGGAGGUCACGAUAUCGCUCAAUGUUCCAGCGAGGCUAUGGAGUACGAUGACAGAAAUUUGUACGGACGCAAUGUUGCGCGUGACAGUGCCCAGGAAGGUGCGACUGCCCUCACUGAGCAAAACGAGGAGGAAGAAGAUGGGGGAAGUUGCGGUCCACGUGAAAACGACGGUGAUGACGAGUAUACGGACAUUGGGGAUGAGAACAUGCAGGACCAAAAUAUGCUUGGCGAUGACGACGUCGGUGUCACGUCGGAGCAUGGCCCUGGCGACAUCCCCAUCGGUUCUGUGGGAGCGGUUGUUGGUCGACCCUUAUCGUUCCCUGCAAUAUGGCAUUCGCAAGGCGGGAGUCAGGGUGGGCACGACUCGCAGGAGCAUGGAGGAUCAAAGUCGAGGAAAAGGACAAGAGAAACUUCUCCUUCUGCUUCCGCUCACAAGAGACAAGCGAGGACUGACGUUGUUAAUGAGGCUCGUGGAGCUCUGGUGGCAUCCCAGGAGGCGAGACCUCCUCGGAAGAGCAGCCAGGGGGAAGAUCUGGUGGUUGUGGCGGCGGCCGUGGUGGCACAAGAAAAGUACGAUGAGCGGGGUUUUGCUAAGCAAAAAGUCCUUCCUGUUCUUGUGGACAUCAUGAAAAUCAAACGCAUUCCCCGCGGGAAUAUUCUUUUCAACCACCGCUCUUUGUCUGCGAACAUUGUGCGAGGCAUCGUGAAUGCCAUCGAGAGUUCCAUCACCACGGAACCGAGGGCGUGGGAUAGGCCUGAGCUCGUGCUUGCACCGGUUGACCGCAACGACAUUGUUGGCGAGCAGGGUAGGCGGAUAACACCGACCGAAUUCUUCGAAAGAGACUCCUCGGAGUUCGAUUGGUAUGCUGUUUGUGGUCAGCAUACGUUCGAGGCCAUGAAGACAUUGGUAAAAAAGGACUCUCCGACAGUCGACGUCUAUGGCCUUCCCGCGUACUCUAAGGUGCGGGUCGUCUAUUUUGGAGAUGCGCAGACUCGAGGGUAUUUCAAUGUCUCCGCCUUCGACAACACGCGCGAAAAUCGGGUCAUGAUGUUGUCCUUCAAGGAUGCUGUCCGUGAUAUGAGGCAAUGGUGGAUCGAAAACCAUCGAAUCGAGGCCCCGAAAGGCAAGGUCAAUGAUAAGGAUGCGGUCGCCGUUGCGCACCAAAAGAAGUGGCAUAAUUUCUUAAGGGCCUCCAUGGGGAAGGCAUGCGACAAGGCGUUUGUGAAGCAGGCGCUUGAGAAUGAGUACAGUAAGGAUUGGAGCAAUAAACUCUGUGGCUACAUGAACCUCGCCAUAUCCACCGAGGCUGUGUGGCCACUGGUCGAGAAGUUCUUCGAGAUGUUCAACGAGGGGAAGCUGCGAGCUGGCGAUGGUAAAAUACCGCUUGACAUGCCGGGUAGGAUGGAGGGGCGCCAGCCAGGCCUGUACACCGACGAGACGAAGGGGCAAAGAACAUUAUACCAUUGCAUAUACGCGAGAGAUGGUCCCAAAGGCUCCACCGUGUCGUGGAAGGAUCUCUGUCCUUCCUACUUUAAAAAUUUUGGGGAUUUGACGUGCCGCGAGAAGGAAGUUGCACUGCUCCUCCUCAUGAAAGGGGAGGUGGUCGCGACGAACGUCAAGGUUAUGCCUCCGAGAGUGAAUACGGAGUGCCUCCUCGACAUCAUGCGCAAGGAACGGUACAUGGUCCGUAUGUUCAACUACGUUGUUUUUCGCGCCGAGGGAAGGGUGGACGAUGAGUGGAAUGAUGCCUUCUUCAUGUCAUACAAGGACCUCAAAGACAGGUAUGGGCUGAACGGUCUGUGUGCAGCUGAAUGGGAGAAGGAACGGGACAAGCUGCAUGUCAGCAAAGUAAAGACAGUCCCUCGACGGCUUGGAGGGGUGGAGGAGGCAAGGCAAGGAUCAAGCUUGGGCCCUACGGCGGCAAUGUAUAAGGAGGCUCCGUUCCACUUUAAGGUGUUUGUAUACACCUCAAUCGAUAAGCUCGAUCUGCUUCCGGCGGAGGUCAAAAGGGUCGCCUCCAGCGCACGUCAUAUCGUGUCGGAUAAACUUAAAAAACAAACAACAUUGCUACCGGUGUGCAUGCCAUUGAAGGAAGUGCUAGCUGCGCCAGACGACAUCGUCGCUGCAGCGCAAAAAAUAACCUGCAGGGCCGUCAUCCUUGACAUCUCCCCCGCUAACUUCUGCACGACAUGGACCUCUCAAGAGUUCGACGCUCUGCACUCUAUGGUGACUAAGUGUUGUGGCGUUAAUGGGGUUCUUUUUGUCUUCACACCACAGAAGGUGCAAAGUGAUAUUCUGCGUUGCUCAUUCCAGUGGGAGGACAUCGAACUCAUCCUCGGGACCUGGAAACGGGUGGACAGGCCAUCGAAUGACAUCACGAGGUAUGGCAAUAUCGCUACGGCGAGUCGAGACAUGAUGGCCAUUGUCCUGCACGCGGAGGGAGGGGAUCUCAGAAAGGUCACGGUCGCACCCCGCCUUGUCAAUGACCUCACAAACGUGCAUGUUGUGGAGGACAAGUUCGGGAAGUGUCUGGGGAAACAUGGUGGCAUAGAGGGCGAUGAAAGUGUGGUGUAUUCCAUCUGGGAGCGAGAGCCUUGCAAGUUGCGUUCGUUUUGUGGGUCAUUCGUCGGGGAGGCAGAAGGUGUGCUUUUAUUGGGUAGGGCGCACGCGGGUCUUGUGUGGGAAUUCUUACUGGGAGGGAAUAAUGUCAUUGCAUGUGAUGAGUCGGCAAAGGACAUUGCAUACUUGACAAAGUUCAUCGAUAUACUUGUCAAGGACGACAGAUUCAACUGCCACAUCGAGAAACCACGAUGCAAACAUCGCCCGAACAGGGACAUGUUCCACAAGUUGGGGCCUAAGAGACUGAAGGUGUGGGAAUACUUCUUCCGCGAUAUGCCACAAGGACGGCUUGACGGGAAAUAUAUAUACAGGAAAGCAAAGGCAACAGAGACCCUCAAACAUUAUCACGGUGCUCUCACUGGCGCCUUUGAGACUUUUGUUGCUCGAUGCGAGAUCCUCAAGUUCGAUCUUCGCAAAGACAAAUUGAUGUCCAAGGACUACGCGGAACUCGCGAAAUCGGGCGAUGGCUUUAACCCCGUCGACAGCGAGGAAGAUUCUUCGGACUCCGACCUCGAACUGGGCGAGGACACAUGUGUUGAGGUUCCGCGCGGUGGAAUGGUGCAAGCUCACGAUGACGGAACUGUCCAUUCGCACGAAGGGUCCAUCCCGAUGGCCGCCCCAAGCGUCGCCUCAAUGGUGGCCCCGUCGGAGAGUGCUGCAUUGCAAGAUAUUGGAAGAUGCGGUGGCAAUGAAGAAGACGACAUAGAGAUAUCAGGCAAGGCGUCGACGCUCGCACCAGGCGAUGCAAUUCCUUCAGACUACUGUGCUGACCCGGACACGAUAUAUUUCUUGGAGGGCAAACACACUCACACAGGCGAGGAUCAGUGGGGCCAUGACAUCAUAUGGCAUGAGGGCGUUUUACAGCUGUGCAUCCAAGAUUGGGAGUGGAAGAUGGCGGUGAAAUACACAAGCGGUUGGAAGACUUUUCGCCGGAUGUCAAAGGACAUCUGGUUGAAAACGACGGAACUCGCAAUCCUGCAUCACGUGCGCGUCGAGAAUCCAGAGCAGAGCGAGGCCGCCAUCAAAGCCAAGGCCGAAGAAUUGUUUCAUGUCUUGCGCGACAAUCGGCAACUGGAGUACAGCAACAAAUUUUAUGCCCUGCGCUCCAGUUCCUCACGCGGGUCAAUCAACUGGAAGGUUGAUCAAACCACCAAAACCUUGGAGGGGAGCUGCUCUCAUGAUUUCAUGCCUUCGGCUGACCCGGCCUCUGUGGCCGUGCAAGCAGGGCACAGAGGAGAUGACGGGACUACUGCUGUCGGACCUCAAGAGGUUGACAUCACGUCUAAGCUGCAAAUAUCGAAAAAAUCCAUCUCGAUCGCCGCGGCACAAUCGUCCUCACCCAUUGAUGUGUCAACGACGUUGCCGCCGGAUGCUGGUGCCACGUACGGGAGUUUAUUGAUAAUAAAUGCUGCAAUGCAAGGCAGAUCCGAGAUCGAGUCAGAGUUUGAUGUUGGGCCGAGCGUGGCCGAGAGUCAGUUGCAACUGUCUUUAUGCACUGGCAAAGGUGAUGCACAAUCACCGCUGACAUCACAGGGAGGGGCCGGUGGGGAUGGCGGGAAGGGAGGGGAUGUGGAGGGAAUGCACCGUUCUCGUAACCUCGACACCUUAACCGCUGAUAUUGAUUAAAAGGGUGAGGGUGGGUGAGGCGGGAGGGGUGCAAGUGGAGGAAGAGAAUCCAGUGAUAUGAUUACAACGUCACCUCUGCCUUGUUGAACGAAAUUGUGUAAUUGACUUGGUUCGUUGUUUUGUUUAAAACAGAAUUCGUAUUAGUCUCCGUAGGCACCACUUCUACAUCGUUUUUCUAUUUAUGUAUAUUUUUUUUUUCACCUCAAAUUUUUAAUAGACCUGAGAUGUUUAGAUUGAGUGCCCGUCUCGACUUGCAGUAACAAAUCGUGGUGGGAUCG